AUGUAGGGCGGAAUGCUCGUGUACUCCUGUUCGGUUUUUUGCGAUCGUGUCGAUGCAGAGAUCAGGAAGUGGAUGGUUUGAGACGCUGCUAAAUAGCCACCCUAACAUCAGCUCGAACGGCGAAAUAUUUAAUAGAAUGGAUAGAAGAGAAAAUAUAUCGUCUAUCGUACAAGCACUCGACAAACUGUAUAACUUGGACUGGUCCACGAGUGCGGCAAAAAAUGAGUGCACGGCUGCGUUUGGGUUCAAGUGGAUGCUGAAUCAGGGGUUUAUGGACUAUCAUGAUGAUAUACUUAGUUAUUUGAACAAGAAGGGUGUCUCUCUGAUAUUUCUAUUCAGGAGAAACACAUUGCGCAGACUUAUCUCUGUAUUGGCCAACAACUAUGACAGAGAUGCAAAGCAACUGAAUGGAACCCACAAAUCUCAUGUUCACUCGGAAGAAGAGGCUGAGAUACUAGCGAAAUUCAAACCAGAACUGGACGUGUCAACUCUGAUUUCAAACAUCAGGGAUGUUGAGAAGUACAUGGGAGAUUGCUUGGACUACUUCAACACGACACGGCGCAUGAUCCUCUACUACGAGGACAUAAUCAGCAACAGAAAUGCAUUACUCCAGGUGCAAAAGUUCCUCGGUGUUCCAGUGAGGAAACUGGUCAGCAGGCAAGUGAAGAUUCAUACACGUCCGCUUCCAGACCUUAUCUGGAACUGGGAGGAUGUGAACAGCAAACUCAACGGGACAGAGUAUGCGCGCUUUCUGGACGGCGCAGAUUACCUGAAGUGAUGCAUUCUUAGUUCUGAUGCAAGUUCAGGAUCACUGGCAAGGAGGCUGUAAUUUCAAGAGGAUUGAUUCUU
Lolium rigidum is the source of this 849-nucleotide messenger RNA. Its product is annotated as nodulation protein H-like. The record is from RefSeq and is a predicted model, not a curated record. Lineage: Eukaryota; Viridiplantae; Streptophyta; Magnoliopsida; Poales; Poaceae. The coding region runs from base 53 to 778 and encodes 241 amino acids. The transcript is spliced from 4 exons.